This is a messenger RNA of Fusarium redolens, 180 nucleotides long. RefSeq lists its product as uncharacterized. Bases 1 to 180 code for a protein of 59 amino acids. NCBI's taxonomy places the organism in Eukaryota, Fungi, Ascomycota, Sordariomycetes, Hypocreales, Nectriaceae. The transcript is spliced from 2 exons. The record is from RefSeq and is a predicted model, not a curated record.
AUGCCUGGCGACGAGAAAGUCAUUAUCCCCAUGACCAAGGAGGCUGCGGCCCGCAUCCAAGCCGGUGCAGCCAACGAUGGCAACGACCCCGACUUUGCCGUUCGAGCUCAGGCGGCCGGAGACAAGAACAUCAACGAGGCGGCUAAGGAGGCCAAGGAACAGGGAGAACAGAAGAAAUGA